CACGGAUUUAUACGCAUCGAAUCUAUUGUACGUUUUACUUUCAGGGCGGCAAUCAAUAAACUCUUCUGUGCGCGUCUCGACCUUACACUUCUCACAAUAACACCAAUUUACCUCUGAAAAGCGAUCUUUCACGGAAUCAAAGCUCUCAGACCUUAUUUCGGGUUCCAGAGUCUCUUCCAUGGCUCCCGCUCCCCUGCGUCCACGCCAGAGUGUGGCAAAGGAACGAUUUUCAGCCCUAUUCGGCGCUCAGAAAACCGUCUCUUACCAUGAUCCACAAGCUUCGAGAGGCACUGGUAAUCACGGUUUGCGGUGUAUUGCUUGGAACCCUCUUGGCACUUUGAUAGCCACUGGCUCACCAGACCGGAUACUUCGAGUAUGGAACCCAGAAAGACAGAACGUCAAAUACUCAACAGAACUCAAAGGUCACGGUGCUGCAAUUGAGCAAGUGGCAUUCAAUCCAGUAAAGGAUGCUGAGUUAUGUAGCGUCAGUAGUGAUGGUGUAGUCAAGUUCUGGGAUGUGCGAACCAAGGCAGUCAUCAAUGAGAUUAAAGGACUUCGUGAAGCUUUCACUCUUGCGUGGCACCCCGAUGGCGAAACUCUCCUAGUAGGCAAUAAGGAUGAUAAUAUCUUUGUUCUUUCGCCAACUCAGUCGCAACCAAUCACUUCCCACCAACAACCCGUACAAACUAACAAGUUGACUUUCGAUCAUAGCGGCGAUAGAGUCUUCCUCACGACAGGCGAUGGUCGUGUCAAGAUACUCUCUUUUCCUGAUUUCGAGCCUAUCUACUACUUGAGUCAUGAACAUACAACACCUUUCACUCUGAAUGGCCAUACAUCCUCCUGUCUCUCCAUUGACCUUCAGCCCACAGCUCGCUUUCUCGCAACAGGAGGCUCGGAUUCGAUCAUUGCUCUAUGGGAUACGACUGACUGGAUCUGUCAGAGGACGCUGAUUGAUAUGAUUGGACCAGUCAGGAGCAUCAGUUUCAGCUUUGAUGGAAGUUAUAUCGUUGGCGGAUCAGACGAAGGUCCCGGACUGGAGAUUGCCCAUGCAGAGACUGGAGAGUAUGUACACAGCGUCAAGACUGCCGGCCCUUGCCCAGUUGUAGCUUGGCAUCCAAAUAAGUACUGUCUUGCUUACACAGAUCUCGGAAGCCUAAAGAUUAUUGGAGUGGAUCCUGAGAGGAAAUAGCCAAAUGUACAUUAUCAUGAGAUACCCGGUGGAUUGAUUUGUUGGCGCAUAGGCUUGGGAGCGGGAGCAGUCGCUGACGAAAAGUUUGGGAGAUCUUGGGACCCCUUAAGAUGAGUGAAUGAAUAGAUGUC
Molecule: messenger RNA, 1320 nt
Organism: Mollisia scopiformis
Lineage: Eukaryota; Fungi; Ascomycota; Leotiomycetes; Helotiales; Mollisiaceae
Product: WD40 repeat-like protein
Exons: 4
Coding region: 179-1189 (336 amino acids)
Biological process (GO): mRNA export from nucleus
Cellular component (GO): THO complex part of transcription export complex
Molecular function (GO): protein binding
Source: RefSeq, a predicted model, not a curated record